This is a messenger RNA of Paramisgurnus dabryanus, 905 nucleotides long. The record is from RefSeq and is a predicted model, not a curated record. NCBI's taxonomy places the organism in Eukaryota, Metazoa, Chordata, Actinopteri, Cypriniformes, Cobitidae.
CCACGGAAAUGUGGCUUAUUUGGUGUUUCCUGUGAAGGGCUGCAGAAACAGGUGAAUUACCUGAUUGAUGAAGGCAUGUCAACGACUAAGGGAAGCAACAAAGUCAUCAGCUACAUGCAUCAUUUUUUCAGCAACUUUGGAGUUGGAGAAACAUUGGUGGAUCUUCAUUGUGACAACUGCAGUGGGCAGAACAAGAACAACUUCAUGCUCUGGUACCUUGCCUGGCGCACUGGACACAAGCUUCACGAAAAAAUUGACAUCCACUUCCUUAUUGCUGGUCACACCAAGUUUUCUCCUGAUUGUGGCUUUGGACUCAUCAAGCAAGCCUACAUGAAGACAAGAGUCAACACUUUGGCAGACAUCGCUGAGGUUGUGGAAAACAGCUCUCCUGUAAGCCACCUCAAUAUCCCACAGCUUGUUGGAACGGCAGAGGGCAAAGUUUUAGUCAAAACAUUCGACUGGCAGCACCAUCUGACUCGCCACUUUCGUAGACUCCCACAGAUAAAGAGUUAUCAGCACUUUAGCUUUGACGCCACGAGACCAGGUGUGGUGCUUGCAAAAACUGACCGUGAUGCACAACAUGUUGAAUUUCAGCUACUGCGCGACGGAGAAGGUCUGCCCUCUAUUGACGGUGUUCUUGUCCUGUCCCCACCUGGACUGAACAUUGACAGGCAGACAUACCUGUAUGAAAAAAUCAGGCCAUUCUGUGCUGACGAGGCAAGACACAUCACCUGCCCAGCGCCAAAGGUCACAACACAGAAGAGGAUGCGGAUGUGAUUGUGGACUGUGGACUUCUUGUGUUAACAAUAGAAACUUUCUUCUAUUUUUUACCUGUGAACCUUCUACAUUUUUAGGAAACUUUAUUUUUUACAUUAAAACAAAUUAUUUUUUCAUAAGAGUUUUUA